Molecule: messenger RNA, 875 nt
Organism: Oppia nitens
Lineage: Eukaryota; Metazoa; Arthropoda; Arachnida; Sarcoptiformes; Oppiidae
Product: mite allergen Der p 3-like
Exons: 4
Coding region: 27-875 (282 amino acids)
Biological process (GO): proteolysis
Molecular function (GO): serine-type endopeptidase activity
Source: RefSeq, a predicted model, not a curated record
AUUCAAUUAGUUGUUUAACAUUAUUGAUGUUAAUAACGAUAUGUUCGUUAGCUAUAGAUAUGUCCGACCAAACUGUUGGCUAUAAUAAUAAUAAUAAUACUAUUAAUACUAAUAAUAAUAAUAGUAUUAAUGAUUUUCGUGUUUCCGGUUCAAAUACAAAAGUUGUCUAUCAAUAUCAGGUGCCAUGGGUUGUAUCCAUACGUAACUGGAAAAACGGUGAUCUCAUAUGCGGUGGUGUUAUAGUUGAUAAGUAUUGGUUACUAACAUCAGCCCAAUGUAUUGCCGAUCGAUCGGAGGCAUCAAUGUACAUAUCGUCGGGUAGCAGUGAUUUGAAAACAAUUAAACAUAAAAAUAAUGUCGAUAAAUUUGUUUUACCCAACGGUGCAUCACGAACCAAACUACCCGAAAGUCAAGUUAAUCAACUAACAAACAAUAUAGCAAUGAUCAAAAUUAAAUCACCUGGAUUCGAUUUUAAAGAUUCUGUUAAAGUUAAAAAGGCUAAAUUAGAUCAAGAUCCAAACAUGCGAGGCGAGGAACUGUAUGUGUAUGGUUGGGGAAAGCCUACAAAUGUUAUGGGCAAAGAAAUCUAUCAAAAUCAAUUGGAAAUGACUAAAUCUAGUGUUUUUGAUGAAAGUUAUUGCAACAUAAAAUCAAAAUCUAAAAAUCUAAUUUGUUUGGUUGGUAGUAACGCAGGAGCUACAUAUUUUGACCGUGGUGGUCAAGUAACAGGUAUACAUUCAACUGAUAUAUCCGAAGUAGUUGGUAUAAUAUCGUACACUCACUACGAUAUUAAAAAAAGAGCUGUUAAAUAUUCAGUGGUAACUUUUGUACAACCAUAUUUGAGCUGGAUUAAAUCAACAAUUAAAACUAAAUAA